AUGUCUUUGUUUGUGAUUUCUGUGGUAAUGUCGGUGGGUCUCAAAAUUGAGUAGCCGAGGUCGAUGGUAGCAUCCAUUGUGAGAUAAUAGAGGCAAAAAAUUCGGCAUCUGAGUAGUGGUAGAUGAUGUGUGUUGCGUUGAUUGCAAUUCAAUAAACAAGGUUUCACUGAGGAAUGACUUGGAUAGAAACGGCACCAUGUGGUGUGUGAUGCCAUUCCAGGGCAACACGAGAAGGUUGAGGAGAAUCGCACCACUUCUGUUAUCCUCUUGGGACGGCAUCGACGACCGGAGAUUUGCUUGGCAAGUUGCAGCUAUCAUGGAUGAUGUGUCCAAGACUGGAACGGUUCGAAGAACCGCCUGCUUUCAUACCUCACUUUUCUGAAUGAGGAUUUGGUUUUCAGAAAAUUUGGUCAAGAUUUUUAACAUACUCGAGGCACCAUGAAAGACAUAGCACCGAUGCAACUAAGGUCUGGAAGCACUGGAUUCAUUACCAGCACGCGCACCAGGAGGACCAUGCCAGCAUCUGGUGAGACCAUGAAACUUGAGAAAGAAAUGCAAGAGAAGAUGCGGAAGCUUGCGGAGAUCCGGUCCAACAUCGCUUUGGAACAGAAAGUUACUGAAGAGCUUCGGAAGGAUGUAUCUGCCAAAGGACGGUGGAGCUUGAACCCAAUGCCGCUUGGACGUGACAAACUUACCAAGACCCCAGCAAUGAAGUCACUGUUGCAGCAGCCUCCUCCACCCAACUUCAAGAUCAAGCGCAGCUCAACAAUCAAACCCCCUGAUUCUUACCAGAAUGAAAACAAAGCCACAAAACUUGGGCCAUCCAUUGGCCAUGCCCAAAUCUUGAACAAUAGCGUCAGCCCAAGGUUCAACGAGGAGGCGCGCUGUAUAUCAGCAGCAGAAGCUCUGAAGAAAUGGCACGAUUCUGGGUGCGUCAAUCCUGCAGAUGUACAUCAGAACAGACCUUCUCCUCAACAAUCGUUUCACCCAGUUCCUGUGUCCAUUAAAUCUGCAGGCGACUCUGAAACUUGGCAGCCCGCGGAUUUGGGAACAUAUACGGUGCCAGGAGAGCAGCCCAAUCGCACUUGGAGCACGAUGGACACACAGACGGACCGACUAAAACAAGCUGCGGUUGAAGAUUGCCCAACUACUAUCCAAGGGACCUACUUCCAACAUGUAAGCAUGCAGAGUAACAUCACUAAUAGCAUCAUUACGUAAUCCAGUCAACAAGUUCAUCAAAUAAGUCAUUUACUUCUCAAUCAGUAGCAGUAUAGAGUGGGGGCUGGAGGUGGUAGUAUUUUAGUUGGUUAACAUUCAUCAAAAUUUGAACUUUAAAUUUAUAAAUGAGAUUUUCGUUAAUCAUAAUAAUUAUGAAAGUGAAUAUUUAUGGCUU
Physcomitrium patens is the source of this 1393-nucleotide messenger RNA. The record is from RefSeq and is a predicted model, not a curated record. Lineage: Eukaryota; Viridiplantae; Streptophyta; Bryopsida; Funariales; Funariaceae.